ACCUGCUUCAUCUGCUCUCCUCCGACUCUACAUCCUGUCUGAGAGCGAGAGGCAGAGGAAGAGUAACAACUUCACAGCCUCGGGGAACCCUUUUUAAGCUACUUUAACGCUACUUUUUAUACAUUUAUUACACUUUUUUUAAUCCCGUCGUUGCCUCCACUCCUCCCCACGGACAGAUGAUACUUCGUUGAGAGUAGAAACGGAGCCUCAGGAGACACUGAAGCGUUUGACCACAAGGACAACAGUGCCAGGAGACAAAGUCCUCUCAAGUCCUCUCAAUGAAAAUGAAAUAAUCAAAUACGAUUAAACGACGAUUUUAAUCUGGAUUCCGUGAUGUACAUGUGAACGUUUCCCGGAUCCGAAUUGCCGUCGUUCGGACGACGGGAGACGUUUGAUGGAUUUUUUAUGUGGAACCCGCUAGGAUGGACGUGGUCGAUGAAACAGAAGCGUUACAGAGAUUUUUUGAAGGUCAUGAUAUUACCAGUUCUCUGGAGCCAACCAACAUCGACACCAGUAUCCUGGAAGACUACAUCAGCAAGGAGGACGAUAGCACUGACAUCUGUUUCUCAGAGGUCCACAGCACCCCUGGACAAAAUUACUCAUCUCCCCAGGCAGGAGUGUCCUCCUCUGGGGGGUUGGUGUGUGGUGUGAGCCCCCCUAUUCCAUUACGUCAAGGAGCCCUCCCGCCUGGGCCCCCUAACUGUCAGAACACCUACCCCCCAGGUCCAUCCCUGGGCCUCCGACACAACUACCCCUGCCUGGGACAGCAGCAGCAACAGCAGCAGCAGCAGCAGCAGCAGCAGCAGCAGCAGCAGCAGCAGCAGCAGCAGCAGCAGCAGCAGCAGCAGCAGCAGCAGCAGCAGCAGGCACACGUCAAGCCUGAGCACAGGGGCCACUACGCUCCAGGGACACUACCGGAGUCUCCCCCAGACUCCAGCUCAGAGCCGUACUCUCCACAGCAGGUGAAUGAUCAUCACAUGAUCAGGACCAUGACGCCAGAGAACAUGUGUCACAUGACUCCGACGCCACCCCUCCACUAUUCCACCAUGCAUCGGGACAUGUACCUCAAGCCUGAGCCCAUGAUAUCACAGUAUACUGUCGGUCCUGCCACAAGUGCAAGUGGAGACAUGCAGCAGACGCAAAUGCUCCAUCAGCUGCUGCAGCAUCCUCAGGGGCAGGAAGGCAUCCCUGUUCACCAGGCCAAGAAGAGGAAGCACUCAGACUCUCCUAACAGCACCCUCAAUUCACAAAUCAUCACAGGUAUCAUCAAACAAGAACCAGGUAGGCAGGCAUCUUUCUUCUGUUCCUCAUCUCCUCUACUCCACGCCCACCUGCUCUUACCUACCCCUCUAACUCUCACACAGAUAAAGACUUUUGCAGAGCAGGUGUACACAUUUUUAACUUUCGUUGGCCUCUUUUUAAUUGCUGCUCUUUCAAACGUGUCUGUCACAGGUAUAAUGCAGGAUGCCGACAACUCCUACUUGGACCCAAACUAUCAGUGCAUUAAGUGGCAACCUCACCAGCAGAACAAGUGGACACCACUUUAUGACGCAAACUGCAAAGAACUGCCGAUGCCAACCUAUCGCGUCGAUGCCGACAAAGGCUUCAACUUCUCCUUGUCUGAUGAUGCUUUCGUUUGCCAGAAGAAGAACCAUUUCCAGGUCACAGUCUACGUAGGCAUGCUGGGCGAUCCGAAGUACAUCAAGACAAGUGAAGGCCUGCAGCCAAUCGAUUGUUUCUAUCUCAAACUCCAUGGAGUAAAGGUGGAGGCCAUGAAUCAGUCCAUCAGCGUGGAGCAGUCACAGUCUGACCGCAGCAAGAGACCCUUCAAGCCAGUGCUCAUCACCUUGCCCUCAGAGCAGGUCACAAAAGUCACAGUGGGGCGGCUCCACUUCAGUGAGACCACAGCCAAUAACAUGAGGAAGAAGGGCAAACCAAACCCAGACCAGAGGUAUUUUAUGCUGGUGGUGGCGCUGCACGCUCAGUCCCACAGUCAGACCUACACUGUGGCUGCUCAUGUGUCUGAGAGGAUCAUCGUCAGGGUAACGUCUGGCCAUGCGUCCAACCCAGGCCAGUUUGAAAGUGACAAUGAGGUGUUGUGGCAGCGUGGCCAACUACCAGACUCCGUCUACCACCACGGGAGAGUGGGCAUUAACACCGACCGGCCGGAUGAGGCCCUUGUCGUCAAUGGCAACGUGAAGAUCAUGGGUUCCCUGGUACACCCAUCGGAUAUCAGGGCCAAAGAAAAUGUCCAGGAGGUCGACACUACAGACAAUUUGAAACGGAUUUCUCAGAUGAGGCUGGUCCAUUAUCAGUACAAGCCAGAGUUUGCUGCCACUGUGGGCAUAGAGAACACUGCAGACACCGGAGUGAUUGCUCAGGAAGUCCAGCAGAUCCUUCCUGAGGCAGUGAAGGAGGGGGGUGAUGUUGUGUGUGCCAAUGGAGAAACUAUUCCCAAUCUUUUGGUUGUCAAUAAAGAACGUAUCUUCAUGGAGAACGUGGGGGCAGUAAAAGAACUAUGUAAGCUAACAGACAACCUGGAAACCCGUAUUGAUGAACUGGAGCGCUGGAGUCGGAAACUGGCCAAGCUGCGUCGUCUCGACAGUAUGAAGAGCACUGUGAGCGGAAGCACUGUCAGCCAAUCAGGGAGCUAUUUUAGCAGGACAGGAAGUGGCCCACUCAAGAAGAAAACUGUCAAACCUGGGAGCAAGAACUCACCUCCAGAUCAAGGCUGCCUCAGUCAGAGGUUCAUGCAGGGCGCCAUCCUGGCACUUGUCAUUGUCAUGGCCUUCAGUGUCAUUUCCAUGUCUAUUCUUUAUGUGCUGACUCUCCACCACAGAGGAGACGUCACAGAUGACUAUGUCCCUUCCUGUGUUCUCUACAUCACUUGGAUGCCCAUCUUCACUGCUUCUGUAUCUUUCUGUCCACCUGUGUGCCCAUGGUCCAAAGCUGCUCUGGGAUCUUCACGCAAGAGUCCAUAUAUUCCACUGUCCACCACCCCUGCACCUGCGUGCUGUUCAACUACAACCUUAAACAACCAAUCAACUACAGGUGUGACACCGAGCAGAAACCAAUCCACCACAGAUAUAGGAAGCCUUGUUCCAACACCUGGCAUUACCAAUAAGAAGGCCAAGUCUAGAAUGAUGGACAAGGAUGGCCACAGCAGAAACCGUCUGAGUCACACCUCAGCUCCUUUGUACUUUGCCAAGUCCAAAAAGCCAGCCCCUACAGACCAGGACGGCGCAGGUGCUACCAACCGUCUGCCCCGGGGUCAGACAGUGCCACGUAGACAACGCAGCCUGCACAUGAAGGGAGAAAGGUCAGCCCCCUCCCUGACUAGUCUACAUAUUGUGGAAACAAACCAAGAGAUUACAGCACAGAGUUGCGCAACACCCAUGAGCUGCAGCUACACAAUAUCACUCCAUGGAAAAAGAAAUUCCUCCAUCUCACAAAUAACUUUAUACAUGAUGUCCACAAACAUUGUGUGGGUACAACAAUGUGGUGCCACGAAGGGACGCUUAUGCCCCAACCACACGGAGGCAGAGCUCUAUGGUGGUCAGAGAACGUCAACAAAGGGGACUCGACACCUGUGGUCAGUGCCUGCGCUCUCUUCCCAGGACGUAACCUAUCACUUUCGUGUCUCCCUGUCUGGUGAAGUGCGUUGUACCACUGAUGCAGAAAACUCAUCGUUCUCAGACUACCAUUUUCUCGUUGAAAGCAGCUGUGUGUGAGGAAGAGGAUGAUGUGUUCAAGUGUCUUUAGAUGAGCCACAUUUCUCCUACCAUUUACUGCACAUUCAGUCAUGUUGCAAAAGUGUUUUUUGAGUUUGACUUAUUCUUGUAUAUUAUAUUUAAAGAGAUUCAUUAUGGAACCAACUAUAUACCACUGUCCCCACCAUAAUCCCCUCCAUAUGUAGGUGCACUGAGGCAUUAAGACUGGAUUUUCAAACACUGUUGACAUUACUUUUUAUUUCUGUCUGUUUAGAUAAUUGUAACUUUUUUUGUGUGUCAGAGUUCACUGCUUUACUGAAAGCAACACCUAUGAGUUUGUAGCUCAGGUCAUUACUGAUCACUGUGCCUUCUAUACUUAAUAUAAGCCAUAUUUCUUUUCAGCAGAUAAUGUAGAGGUGACACGGCAUCUGUUUUUGUUUAGUUUUAUAGAAGAUUUUGUAUGUACACUGAAACCAGUCUUAACUGACAACAAAAACAAGUUUUUAAUAAUUCUAUACACUGGAGAGCAGACGUUUGGUGUCUGCUGAAGGCCUCAGUAAAUGGUUGCAACUCCCUGAAAGUAUACCUCACUAGUGUACACUGGCAAUCCCUGGGUCUCUACAGUGGGUCAUUGUGUUUGAGACUGCUCCAGUCAACUACACUGUCUACUGUCUCCUUGUGCUGCAUCUGACUAAACACUGUACAGAGAGGAAAAUACUGUGUCGUAUAUCCAUCUCAACUGUGGCGCAGAAUGAGACGUCAGAUUGUUGUGUUUAUAACAGUUUAUGCAAAUGACUCCAACUAAAAAGACAUUCUCAUGAACAUUUCUUAUAUGAAGGAGUCCAUUUUAAAAAAAACAUUCACUGGACCGCAUGCGAUACGACUGGAUAAGUAAACAAGUCACUGGAAAUGUUGAAACACUGACAGUUCUUUGCAUCUGAUAAUGAAACUGCAACAAGUCCAACACUGACAAUAUUUCAAAAAACACUGGGAUAGCUUAUGUUGCAUUUGCUUACUGGACAGAAUGCUGGUAUGGCAGUAGAUUAGGUUAUUUCUAGUGCAUGCCCAAUCAUUUAAAAUUAUACAUCUUAGCUUAGAGGCAGUUCAAUGUAAUUGCAUUUUAAGUACGCACACUGCAGAGAUAAAAUUGGGUAUGAUUCACUGGGUAUAAUUUUGUGUAUUUCUCUGUAUGUUCUGAAUACGUUUCCUGUGCCUAUACAAUUAAGAAUAUGCAGUGAGUGAUAAUUGUCGAUAUACCUGAAAAUUGUAAAUUGUUUUUGUUUCUGUUAUUGUGUCUUGUUUUGAAAGCAUUCCUGACAUACUCUAACCAACUUCCUUUUGUCAAAAUGAAAUAUAUUCCAUGUGUCUCUAUCCAGCAGGAAAAACACAAUUAUGUGUCUCAAAUAUCACUGGGACAGACAGCAACAACUAUCAGACAAAAUGUAUGCAGUGCAGUGUUCAUGUGCUGAACACAUUGUUUGGUAUAAUUAUUAUGACUUAACCUGGGUGAAGUACUGUUUUUUGCUUAUUUAUACUGCACCAGCUAGCAUAAUGAAACCACUGUAGCACUUUUUGCCCUGUAUAUACAGUAUGAACUGCAUUCACUCUAUCCAUUUAGUUCACCCAUUGGUUUCGUAAAUUCCAGUAGAACUGCUUUACAUGUAACUGUAUAGCUUCAUUUUGUUACUACCACUGCUCAUUUUAUGUGAUGUAUUUUGUGAAAAAAUGUUUUUAUGGUUGGUAUUUUGGCUGCUGUAAUAUCAAUGGUGUAUUAACUUUUAGCUGUUGGAAUUAUGAACACACACACACACUGCAACAAUGCAUUUCUAAUUUUAGCACUGUUUGUUAUAAGAACACGUCAUAAAACUAAAACUUGUUGCCUAUUUUAACAUCACUACCUUUUUUUAGUCAAUUGUAUCAUUCAAUUUUGAAAAACAUAUCAUCCAAAAAUAAACUGUUAAUACUA
Solea senegalensis (Senegalese sole) is the source of this 5676-nucleotide messenger RNA. It is a transcript of the gene myrf, whose product is annotated as myelin regulatory factor. Lineage: Eukaryota; Metazoa; Chordata; Actinopteri; Pleuronectiformes; Soleidae. Bases 423 to 3731 code for a protein of 1102 amino acids. Gene Ontology annotation, cellular component: nucleus; endoplasmic reticulum membrane. Gene Ontology annotation, biological process: protein autoprocessing; positive regulation of DNA-templated transcription; central nervous system myelin maintenance. The transcript has 27 exons. The record is from RefSeq and is a predicted model, not a curated record. Gene Ontology annotation, molecular function: DNA-binding transcription factor activity; sequence-specific DNA binding.